Neolamprologus brichardi is the source of this 11340-nucleotide messenger RNA. NCBI's taxonomy places the organism in Eukaryota, Metazoa, Chordata, Actinopteri, Cichliformes, Cichlidae. The record is from RefSeq and is a predicted model, not a curated record.
UGUUGCUCUGUUUUCCCUGGUUUAGCAAACGCACCAGACUGUGCCUCCCAUGGGUGCGAGAUUGGCUGUGCAGUGACUCAUGAUGGGCCUCGUUGCUACUGUGGAGAUGGUUACGAGGUUGCUGCAGAUGGAAAGAAAUGUAAAGAUUUCAAUGAGUGUGGUGUGUAUGGAACAUGCAGUCAGACAUGCACAAACACUGAAGGCAGCUACACCUGCAGCUGCGUGGAGGGCUAUCUCCUGCAGCCAGACAACCGCUCCUGCAAAGCCAAAAAUGAGCCUGUGGACCGUCUGCCUGUUCUGUUGAUCGCCAACCUUAACAACAUCCGAUGCACCUCCCUGAGUGGCUCCGCGACCCGGGUUCCUUCCAUCGCCACCAAACAGACCAUGGCUAUGGACUUCAUCUAUGCGGAGGAGACUGUUUGCUGGAUAGAUGUGGGCGAUACGCCCGCUGCCACCCAGCUUAAGUGUGCCAGCAUCCAAGACCUGAAGUCUGUCAGUAACAACCGCACCAUCAACAUCUCUCUCAGCUUGCACCAUGUGGAGCAGAUGGCUAUAGACUGGCUGACUGGCAACUUCUACUUUGUGGAUGACGUGGACGACCGGGUGUUUGUCUGCAACAAGAACGGCAAAACUUGUGUGACCCUGCUGGACCAAGAGCUGUACAACCCUAAAGGCAUCGCCCUGGACCCAGUGAUGGGAAAAGUGUUCUUCACAGACUAUGGGUCUACGCCGAGGGUGGAGCGUUGUGACAUGGACGGGCAAAACCGCACUAAGCUGGUCGACAGUAAGAUCGUCUUCCCCCACGGUAUCACUUUGGACCUGGUGAACAGGUUGGUGUACUGGGCGGACGCUUACCUGGAUUACAUCGAAGUGGUGGACUAUGAGGGCAAGAAUCGGCACACCAUCAUCCAGGGUCUGAUGGUGAGGACCCGAACCUGCCGCUGCCGCUCGGGCUUCAGCCUCGGCAGCGACGGCAAAUCCUGCAAGAAGCCGGACCACGAGCUGUUCUUGGUGUAUGGCAAAGGUCGUCCUGGAGUCAUCAGGGGCAUGGACAUGAACGCUAAAGUGCCCGAUGAGUACAUGAUCCCGAUCGAGAACCUAAUGAACCCCCGAGCAUUGGAUUUCCACGCCACCAAUGAAUUCAUCUACUUUGCUGAUGCCACGAGCUACAUCAUCGGGCGGCAGAAGAUAGACGGCACCGAUAGAGACGUCAUACUGAAGGAUGGUAUCCACACGGUAGAGGGAAUAGCAGUAGACUGGAUGGGAAAUAAUCUUUACUGGACAGACGAUGGACCAAAGAAGACUAUCAGUGUUGCCAGGCUGGAGAAGGCUUCACGGACCCGCAAGAUUCUCAUUGAGGGCAAGAUGAGCCACCCUAGAGCCAUUGUUGUGGACCCCCAGCAUGGAUGGAUGUACUGGACUGACUGGGAGGAGGAUCCCACAGAGAGCAACAGAGGCAAGAUCAAGAAAGCUUGGAUGGAUGGUUCGCAUCACCAAGUGUUCCUCACUAGCAAAACAGUCCUGUGGCCCAAUGGGUUGAGUCUGGACAUUCCCCAGGGAAUCCUGUACUGGGUGGAUGCUUACUACGACCGCAUUGAAUGGUUUAUCUAAACACCACCGAGCGAAAGGUUGGUGGUGUAUGAGGGGCAGGAGCUUAACCAUGCCUUUGGUUUAUGCCACUACAAACAAUUUCUGUUUUGGAACGAGUACCGCGGUGGCAGCAUCUACAAACUGGACCAAGUCACUAAAACAGUCACUCUACUCCGCAAUGAGAGGCCGCCCAUAUUUGAGAUCAGAGUGUACGAUGCACACCAGCAGCAAGGAACCAACGCGUGUCGAGUUAACAAUGGCGGCUGCAGCAGUCUGUGCCUCGCCAUUCCUAAUGGCAGAUCCUGCGCCUGUGCUGAUGAUCAGAUCCUUGAUGGCAAUAACGUUACUUGCAGAGCCAACCCCGCCUACGUUCCCCCGCCCCAGUGCCAGCCCGGGGAGUUUGCUUGCAAGAACAACCGCUGCAUCCAAGAGCGCUGGAAGUGUGACGGGGACAAUGAUUGUCUGGACAACAGCGAUGAAGCCCCUGAGCUCUGCUACCAGCACACCUGCUCAGCCGAGCGAUUUAAGUGCCAAAACAAUCGUUGCAUCCCCCUGCGAUGGCUGUGUGAUGGUGACAAUGACUGUGGGAACGAUGAGGAUGAAUCCAACACCACCUGCUCUGCUCGCACAUGUCCACCCAACCAAUACCCCUGUGCCAGUGGGCGCUGCAUCCCCAUCUCCUGGACAUGUGACCUUGAUGAUGACUGUGGAGAUCGCUCAGAUGAACCUGAUUCCUGCGCGUAUCCAACCUGUUUCCCUCUCACCCAGUUCACCUGCGCCAAUGGCCGCUGCAUCAAUAUAAAUUGGCGCUGUGACAACGACAAUGACUGCGGAGACAGCAGCGACGAAGCCGGCUGCAGCCACUCUUGUUCCAGCGUCCAGUUCAAAUGUAACAGUGGCCGCUGCAUCCCAGAAUACUGGACCUGCGACGGCGACAACGACUGUGGAGACUACAGUGACGAGACUCAUGCCAACUGUACCAACCAAGCAACCCGACCUCCAGGUGGCUGCCACGGAGACGAGUUCCAGUGUCGCAUGGACGGCCUGUGCAUUCCCAAGCGUUGGCGUUGCGAUGGCGACACAGACUGUAUGGACCUGAGCGAUGAGAGCAACUGCGAGGGCUUCACUCAGACUUGUGACCCUGCAGUCAAGUUCAGCUGCAGGGACUCUGGUGAGGAAUUUGCCAGAUUUAGAAACACCAUUGCUUUAGACUUCCAUCUCAACCAGAGCACCCUGUACUGGACGGAUGUUGUGGAGGACAAGAUCUAUCGUGGGAAACUGUCUGAUAAUGGAGCCCUGACCAGUUUUGAGGUGGUGAUCCAGUAUGGGCUGGCUACUCCAGAAGGCCUAGCUGUGGACUGGAUAGCAGGAAACAUUUACUGGGUGGAGAGCAAUCUGGACCAGAUUGAGGUGGCCAAACUGGAUGGGACCAUGAGAACGACCCUGCUAGCCGGCGAAGUGGAGCAUCCCCGGGCCAUCGCCCUAGAUCCUCGAGAUGGUAUCCUGUUUUGGACCGACUGGGAUGCAAGUCUGCCCAGAAUUGAGGCAGCAUCCAUGAGCGGUGAAGGUAGACGCACCAUCCACAGGGAGACCGGCAGUGGUGGGUGGCCCAACGGACUCACUGUGGACUACAUGGAAAGACGCAUCGUCUGGAUUGAUGCCAGGUCGGAUGCUAUCUACUCAGCGAUGUACGAUGGCUCGGGGCUGAUUGAAGUGUUGCGGGGUCAUGAGUAUUUGUCCCACCCCUUUGCUGUCACUAUGUACGGAGGCGAGGUCUACUGGACUGACUGGAGGACUAACACUCUGGCCAAAGCCAAUAAAUGGACAGGACACAACGUUACUGUGGUGCAGCGCACCAACACGCAGCCCUUUGACUUGCAGGUCUAUCACCCAUCCAGGCAACCCCAGGCCCCCAACCCGUGUGCCCCCGCUGACGGUAAACCCCUUUGCUCCCACUUGUGUCUCAUCAACUUUAACCAGACCUUCUCCUGCGCCUGUCCUCACCUCAUGAAGCUGCAGCCCGACAAGUACACCUGCAAAGAGUCUCGCAAGUUCCUUCUUUACGCUCGUCAGAUCGAGAUCCGAGGUGUUGACAUUGACAACCCCUACUACAACUACAUAAUCUCCUUCACCGUGCCGGAUGUAGACAACGCGACAGUGGUGGAUUAUGAUGCUGUGGAGCAUCGGAUCUACUGGUCAGAUGUGCGAACACAGACCAUCAAGCGAGCUUUCAUCAAUGGCACAGGGGUGGAGACUGUGGUCUCUGCUGACCUUCCUAAUGCCCAUGGCCUGGCAGUAGACUGGGUGUCCAGGAACCUCUUCUGGACCAGCUACGACGCCAAUAAGAAGCAGAUCAACGUGGCCAGACUGGAUGGAUCUUUCAAGAAUGCCGUCAUCCAGGGACUGGACAAGCCCCACUGUCUAGUGGUCCACCCUCUGCUUGGGAAGCUUUACUGGACUGAUGGUGACAGUAUAAGCAUGGCUAACAUGGAUGGCAGCAACCGCACCACACUUUUCACCAACCAGAAAGGACCAGUAGGCCUCUCUAUUGACUAUGAAAAGGAGCAGCUGUACUGGAUCAGCUCAGGAAACAGCACCAUUAACCGCUGUCAGCUGGACGGCUCUAAACUCGAGAUCCUUGAAGGUGUUAAAGGCAAAUUGACCAAAGCGACUGCGCUGGCUAUUAUGGGAGACAAGCUGUGGUGGGCCGAUCAGGGAACUGACCAGAUAGGAACAUGUGACAAGAAGGAUGGAGGAAACUGGAAAGUUUUGCGAAACAACACCUCCCCAAUGAUGCACAUGAGGAUCUAUGAUGAGGAUGUGCAGAAAGCCGGUGUCAACCUGUGCAGUAACAACAAUGGUGACUGCUCACAGCUGUGUUUGCCCACCUCUCCGACAACCAGGGCCUGCAUGUGCACUGCCGGAUACAGCCUCAAGAUGGGCCAGCAGUCCUGUGAAGGCAUGGGCUCUUUCCUGCUUUACUCUGUUCACGAGGGAAUCAGAGGAAUUCCUCUCGACCCAGCGGACAAAUCGGAUGCCUUGGUGCCGGUUUCUGGAACCUCUCUGGCUGUUGGCAUCGACUUCCACGCUGAGAAUGACACAAUCUACUGGGUGGACAUGGGUCUGAGUACCAUCAGCAGAGCCAAGAGGGAUCAGACGUGGAGGGAAGAUGUGGUAACCAACGGUAUUGGCAGGGUGGAGGGCAUCACUGUUGACUGGAUAGCAGGAAAUAUUUACUGGACCGACCAGGGCUUUGAUGUGAUCGAGGUGGCCAGACUGAACGGCUCCUUCCGCUAUGUUGUCAUUUCCCAGGGCCUGGACAAACCCAGAGCCAUAGCUGUCCACCCAGUGAAAGGGUAUUUGUUCUGGACUGAGUGGGGUCAGUAUCCUCGUAUCGAACGCUCACGACUGGAUGGCUCCCAGAGGCUGGUCAUGGUCAAUGCGAGCAUAAGCUGGCCCAAUGGAAUCUCCAUUGAUUAUGAGGAGGGUCUGCUUUACUGGUGCGAUGCCAGGACAGACAAGAUCGAGCGCAUCAACCUGGAGACUGGAAAAAACAGGGAGCUGGUUCUGGGCAACAACAACAUGGACAUGUUUGCUGUAUCUGUGUUUGAGGAAUACAUCUACUGGAGUGACAGGACUCAUGCUAAUGGCUCCAUUAAGAGAGGCAGCAAGGACAACGCUACAGAUGCUGUGCAGCUCAGGACAGGCAUCGGUGUACAGCUCAAAGAUAUUAAAGUUUUCAAUAGAGCCAGACAGACAGGCUCGAACGUCUGCAAAAACAACAACGGCGGCUGUGAACAGCUGUGUCUUUUCCGUGGGAAUGGCGAGCGCACCUGCGCCUGUGCUCACGGCAUGCUGGCAGAGGACAACCAAAGUUGCCGUGACUACGACGGCUACCUGCUGUACUCCGAGCGCACCAUCCUGAAAAGCAUCCACCUGUCCGACGAGACGAACCUCAACGCGCCCAUUAAGCCGUUCGAGGAUCCCGACCACAUGAAGAAUGUCAUCGCUCUCAGUUUCGACUACCAUGGCGGGGGAGGGAGGGGAGCUAACCGCGUCUUCUUCAGCGACAUUCACUUUGGCAACAUCCAGCAGAUCAACGACGACGGCACAGACCGCAAGAUCGUGGUGGAAAAUGUUGGGUCAGUUGAGGGCCUGGCGUACCAUCGUGGCUGGGAUACACUCUACUGGACCAGUUAUACGACGUCCACCAUCACUCGCCACACUGUGGACCAGAGCCGUUCUGUGGCCUACAACCGCAACACCGUAGUCACCAUGUCUGGAGAAGACCACCCUCGAGCCUUUGUGUUGGACGAGUGUCAAGAUCUCAUGUUCUGGACGAACUGGAACGAGCAGUCUCCGAGCAUUAUGAGGGCCUCUUUGAAUGGAGCCAACGUGAUCGUGAUCAUCGGCAGCGACAUUAAAACUCCCAACGGCCUGGCCAUAGAUCACCGCGCCGAGAAGCUCUACUUCUCUGACGCCACGCUGGACAAGAUCGAACGCUGUGAAUACGAUGGAAGCAACCGUUACGUGCUGCUGAAAAACGAGCCGGUCCAUCCGUUCGGUCUCGCUGUGUACGGAGAUUACAUCUUCUGGACUGACUGGGUGAGGAGGGCUGUGCUCAGAGCUGACAAGUACACGGGAGGAGACAUGAAAGUGCUGCGUGCUGACAUCCCUCAGCAACCAAUGGGCAUCGUUGCUGUAGCUAAUGACACCAACAGCUGUGAAUUUUCUCCUUGCCGAACAAACAACGGAGGUUGCCAGGACCUGUGCCUGCCUACGUCCGACGGCCGGGUCAACUGCAGCUGCCGUGGAGACCGGCAACUCCUCGAAGACAACACCUGUUCUCCCCUGAACGUAUCGUGCGGAAGUGUCGAUGGCUUUGAGUGCGGGAAUGGUGAUUGCAUCAACUACAGUCUGACCUGUGACGGCAUGGCCCACUGCAAGGACAAGUCUGAUGAGAAGCAGUCCUACUGUGCCAAUCGACUCUGUAAGAAAGGCUACAGGCGCUGCAUGAACGGCCGCUGCAUUGGUCACCACUUCUGGUGCGAUGGCACAGAUGACUGUGGUGAUCAUUCAGAUGAACUGCCCUGCAACAUGACGCUUUGCAAAGCAGGAGAGUUCCAGUGCAAAGAUGGAAGCUGCAUCUCCAACUACAGCCGCUGUGACCAGGUGGUCAACUGCGAGGAUGCAAGCGAUGAAAUGAACUGCCAACCCACCGAUUGCUCCCGUUUUUUCCGGCUCGGAGUUAAAGGAGCCUCUUUCCAAAGCUGUGAGAAAACCACUCUGUGUUAUCUGCCCUCGUGGGUGUGUGACGGCAACAAUGACUGCGGCGACUUUUCCGAUGAAAGAAACUGUCCAGAUAAGAGGAAGCUUAAAUGUCCAGUCAACUUCUUUGCUUGCCCCAGCGGUCGCUGCAUUCCUAUGAGUUGGACCUGCGAUAAAGAGAAUGACUGUGAGAACGGGGCUGAUGAGACACACUGUGGUCAGUCUUCUGCGAAGUUGUCCUCUAAUACCCUUAUCUUUAUCUUGACAGACUCUGAGAGGACGUGCAAUGACUCAGCUUUCAUGUGCCACAAUAAAAAAUGCUUGAAUGAGACACUGCUGUGCGACCGCAACGACGACUGUGGCGAUGGCUCCGAUGAACUCAACUGCUUUAUCAACGAGUGUCUCAACAGCAAGCUGAGCGGCUGCACGCAGCUCUGUGAUGACCUCAAGAUCGGCUUCAAGUGCAGGUGUCAUCCUGGUUUCCAGCUGAAGCGUGAUGGGAAGACAUGUGUGGAUAUAGAUGAGUGCACAACCACCUACCCCUGUUCCCAACGCUGCAUCAACACACACGGCAGCUUCCACUGUCUCUGCGUCGACGGCUUUGAGCUCAGCCCCAAUGACCCCACUGUUUGCAAGUCCACAUCGGAUGAAGAGCCCUACUUGAUCUUUGCCAAUCGGUACUACCUGAGAAAACUGAACCUGGAUGGCACCAACUACACUCUUAUAAAGCAGGGUCUUAAUAAUGCAGUAGCACUGGACUUCCACUAUGCAGAGCAGAUGAUCUACUGGACAGAUGUGACCACUCAGGGCAGCAUGAUUCGACGCAUGCAUAUGAACGGCAGCAGCAUGGAGGUUUUGCACCGAACCUCUCUGAGUAAUCCUGAUGGCUUGGCGGUAGACUGGGUCGGUGGAAACUUGUACUGGUGCGACAAAGGCCGAGACACCAUUGAGGUGUCAAAACUUAACGGGGCUUACCGAACGGUGCUGGUCAACAGUGGCCUGAGGGAACCUCGUGCAGUGGCUUUGGAUGUACGCUAUGGUUAUCUUUACUGGUCUGACUGGGGUGACAGCCCUCACAUUGGGAGAAUUGGGAUGGAUGGCACUAACAGAAGUGUCAUCAUAGAGGAUAAGAUCACCUGGCCCAAUGGAUUAACCCUAGACUUCAUCAAUGACCGUAUCUACUGGGCUGAUGCCAGGGAGGACUACAUUGAGUUUGCCAGCCUGGAUGGCAGGAACAGACACACAGUUCUCAGCCAAGACAUCCCUCACAUAUUUGCCAUGACACUGUUUGAAGAAUACAUCUACUGGACCGACUGGGAAACAAAGUCCAUCAACAGAGCUCAUAAGACUCUGGGUACCAACAAGACGACCCUGAUCAGCACCCUGCACCGACCCAUGGACAUCCACAUUUACCAUCCUUACCGCCAACCUCCGGUGCUCAACCACCCGUGCCAGAUAAACAACGGUGGCUGCAGUAAUCUCUGCCUCCUUUCUCCUGGUGGAGGUUAUAAGUGUGCCUGUCCCACCAACUUCUAUCUGGCAAACGAUCAGCGCACUUGCAUGUCGAACUGCACAGCCAGCCAGUUUGUGUGCAAGAAUGACAAAUGCAUUCCUUUCUGGUGGAAAUGUGACACAGAAGACGACUGUGGAGAUCGUUCAGACGAGCCAGACAACUGCCCCGAAUUCAAUUGCAGACCAGGGCAGUUUCAGUGUGGCACAGGCAUCUGCACCAACCCUGCAUACAUCUGUGAUGGAGACAACGACUGCCAGGACAAUUCAGACGAGGCCAACUGUGACAUUCAUGUUUGCCUGCCCAGCCAGUUCAAAUGUUCCCACCCCAGCCGCUGCAUUCCAGGCAUCUUCCGCUGUAACGGCCAGGUCAACUGUGGAGAAGGCGAGGAUGAGAAGGACUGCCCUGAAGUCACAUGUGCACCCACCCAGUUCCAGUGUGCCAUCACCAAACGCUGCAUACCUCGUGUCUGGGUGUGCGACCGUGACAACGAUUGUGUGGACGGAUCAGACGAGCCCGCCAACUGCACCCAGAUGACCUGUGGUGUGGACGAGUUCCGAUGCAAAGACUCUGGCCGCUGCAUUCCCGCUCGCUGGAAGUGUGACGGCGAGGAUGACUGCGGCGAUGCGUCAGAUGAACCGAAAGAGGAGUGUGGUAAAUAUUGUGUUUUCUUUUUUAAGUAAAAAUCUGUUUUUGAUUUCAUUGGCAAUAAUAAUUUUGCGUGUUGGACAGCUGAGAGGACGUGUGAGCCAUACCAGUUCAGAUGUAAGAACAACCGCUGUGUGCCGGGCCGCUGGCAGUGCGACUAUGACAAUGACUGCGGGGACAACUCCGAUGAAGACAACUGCAUGCCUCGCCAGUGUUCAGAAAGCGAGUUUGCCUGCACCAACGGCCGUUGCAUUGCUGGGAGGUGGAAGUGCGAUGGAGACCACGACUGUGCGGACGGAUCUGACGAGCACGGCUGUGAUCUGAAGUGUGACCAGGACCAGUUCUCAUGUAAGAAUGGACACUGUAUUCCGAUCCGCUGGCGGUGCGAUGCUGAUCCUGACUGCAUGGACGGCAGCGAUGAGGAAAACUGUGGCAGUGCUGCUGGCCGUCACUGCCCUCUGGAUGAGUUCCAGUGUAACAACACUCUGUGCAAGCCGCUCGCCUGGAAGUGUGACGGAGAGGACGACUGUGGGGACAACUCUGACGAGAAACCCGAUGAAUGCAGGAAGUUCCAGUGUCCGCCGACAAGAGCGUUCCGCUGCCAAAACGACCGCGUGUGUCUGCAAGUGUCAAGGAGGUGUGACGGCGUUAAUAAUUGUGGAGACAACAGCGAUGAACUGAAUUGCCAGGCUCCAACUGUUCCCACGUGUGAGAAAGACGAGUUCUUGUGCUCCAAUGGCAGAUGCAUCAGCUCCAAUAUGCGCUGCAACUUCUUUAAUGAUUGCGAAGACUAUGGCUCUGAUGAGAUCAACUGCAAAACAGACACAAAGCUAAACGACUGUCGGAGUAACACAACUCAGUGUGGUGAUGGAGAUGAGGCGCACUGUGUCACCAAUGGCACAGACUCCUUCUGCUCCUGCAAACCAGGCUUCCAAAAGAUAGGACACCACACCUGCGGAGAUAAGAACGAGUGUCUGCAGUUUGGAGUCUGUUCCCACAUCUGCAAUAACACCAAAGGCUCCUACAAAUGCAGCUGCCACAAGUACUUCACCAGGAUAAAUGACACCUGCAAGGCUGACAACAUGAACAGCAGUCGGCAGAUUCUAUACAUCGCUGACGACAAUGAAAUCCGAAGCCUCGACCCCGGCAUGCCCAACUGGCGCUAUGAGCAGACCUUCCAGGGCGAUGCCAGUGUGCGCAUUGAUGCGAUGGACCUGCACGUCAAGACCAACCGCAUCUUCUGGACCAACUGGCACACGGGGCGCAUCUCCUCCUACGAGCUUCCAGGAUCAUCCUCAUCGUCAUCUUCUAGCAUCAACAACCUGCAGAUCAAAGACCUGAAGAUGCCCCGUGGUAUUGCUGUGGACUGGGUGGCUGGUAACCUGUACUGGACUGACUCCGGCCGAGAUGUAAUUGAAGUGGCUCAGUUGUCAGGCCAGCAUUCCAAGACCCUCAUCUACGGCAUGAUAGACGAGCCUUAUGCCAUUGUAGUGAAUCCACAGAGAGGUACCAUGUACUGGGCAGACUGGGGCAACCACCCUAAAAUUGAGACGGCCGCCAUGGACGGCACUCUAAGACAAACACUCGUCCAGGAGAACAUCCAGUGGCCAACAGGCUUAGCUGUGGACUACUUCAAUGAGCGUCUUUACUGGGCAGAUGCUAAACUAUCAGUCAUCGGCAGUGUCCGUCUGGAUGGCUCUGACCCUGUCGUUGCUGUCUCCGGGAUCAAAAACAAUUUGCUCCAUCCAUUCAGCAUAGAUAUCUUUGAGGACUACAUUUACGGGGUCACAUAUAUUAACAACUUUGUCUUCCGGGUCAACAAGUUUGGUAAAGGCCCUAUGGAGAAUCUCACUACAGGCAUCAACCAUGCUACAGACAUAGUCCUGUAUCACCGUUACAAGCAGCCAGAGAUGACUAACCCGUGUGACAGGAAGAAGUGUGAGUGGCUGUGUCUCCUCAGCCCCAGUGGGCCGGUGUGCACCUGCCCUAACAACUACGUUGCAGACAACGGCACCUGUACGGAGAGACCAAACCCCACCCAAUCACCGUUCUCCCCGCCCUCAGUUCCGUGCGACAUCCAGUGUCAGAACGGUGGGAGCUGCUUCUUCAACGACCGUCAGGUGGCAAAGUGUCGCUGCCAGCCCAGCUACAUAGGCGAGAGAUGUGAAAUCAACCAAUGCAGGGACUACUGUAAGAACGGAGGCACCUGCACUGCUUCUCAUGCCGGUGAGAGAUUCAAUUCAAGGUUUAUCAUACGGCACCAAAGCACAACAAUGGUCGCCUCAAGGCAUUUUUAUACUGUGUGGUAAAGACGCCACAGUCUA